Molecule: messenger RNA, 459 nt
Organism: Pollicipes pollicipes
Lineage: Eukaryota; Metazoa; Arthropoda; Thecostraca; Pollicipedomorpha; Pollicipedidae
Exons: 4
Source: RefSeq, a predicted model, not a curated record
AUGCCGUUCCGCAGGCUGAAAUUGGACACUCUGUGGCCGGCGUUCGGCAUCAGCCAGGUGUCCGUGCUGCUAACGCCGGUGCCAUUCCAGGCGCGUCACGGUGCCACACUGGCCGCCGCCUGCCACAGCCAGCCGGCCAAAAUGAAGUCCAACGGCGUGGUUAUGGUGCUUCCCGCAGAGGUUGUCUUCAGGGCGGCGCCCGAGACUGCUGUCAGCCCGAUUCCGGGCUUGCCAUCGGCCGUGUCUGGGGAGCAGGCGUCUGGCAAGCCGUUCCCCAUGGUGAUGCUGGUUCACCUGAUUCUGCUGACGCGCUUGCUGAUGGUAAAGCUGAUGCUAUUCGGCCAGCUCCUGGCCACGGCGGCAGCCGACAACGACGGGUCGGAGGCUAACAUCUUCAAGAGGCCGCGAGACAACACGGGGUCAGGCGAGGACGCUGGUGACGCUGGUGGAGCUGCGCAC